UCAAAGUAAUUAAUUAUGAAUAGUGUAAUAAAAGGUUAUCAAUUUUGUCUUGCAUCCAACUACUUUGCCAAAUUGUCUUAUUAAGUAUAACAAUAUUUAAUGGGGCUACUUUGAUUUUAUAUGUAAUCAUAUCGUCUGAAAACAAUGAUAAACUUGACUCUUUUCCAGCUUCAUGAUUUACUUUUUUUGGGUGAUUUUUUGAUAUUAUGUAGUACUUCUGAAAUAAUGUUGAAAAUAAAGGCAAUGGCAUGUAUCCCUGUCCAGUUCUUUAUUUUAAAGUCAGUGUUUCCUGCUGUAUAAAAUGACAUUUGUUGUUGGGUUUUAAGUAGGUUUUAUCACCCUUGGGUUGUUUCCUCUUUAUCCAUUUAUAGCUGCUGUUGAAAAUCUCUGCUGAAUUUUAUCAAAUAUCUUUUAAGUAUCUAGUUAUGGAAUGAUUUUUUUCUAAUUUGUUGCUAUAGUAACAUAUAAAUUUUUCAUAUGUUGAGCCAUCUUCAUUAUUCCUGGAAUGACCUUAAUCAUGUUGAAGGUGUAGUUGAAUUAAUAUGCUGUUGAUUCUUUUCAGCAAGUAGUUUAUUUAGAAUUUUCACAUCUAUGGUUAAAAGAAAAAUAGGUCUAUGAUUUUUGUUUGUCUUGCUUUUUGAGUCAUAUGUCCUCAAAAAACUAGCAUGGAAAACUAUUUGGGAAUCCUACCUACUUUUUUUCCUAUGAUCUGUAAUAUUUUAAAUACUAUAUCAAUUCUCUGUUCUUUGAAGGCUAGACAAAAUUCAACUUCAAAAGCAUAUUUUGGUUCCUUCUAUAAUUAUAUAUAUAUAAUUCUAAUCAUAUAUAUAAUAUAUAUGGUUAGAUAGAAUUUUUAUUGAAAUAUAGUUGAUUUAUAAUGUGUCUGUUUCAGGUGUACAGCAAAGUAAUUCUGUUAUACACGUAUAAUCAUAAUAGUAUGCUUUUACUAAUUUUUUUCGUACUACAUCUUAUAGAUUGUAUAGACUCUCUACCUCCUCUUCUGUAAAUUUUGAUCUUUUAUAUUUUGCUAAAAUUAGUCAAUUUUCUCCCUAUUUAUAAAUGUAUUACUUUACAGUAGUAUAAAUUAUUCUCUCUGUAAUUAUUUUCAUAUUUUUAGCUAAUGUUUUCAUUCAUGCAUUCAUGUUUCCACCCCCUCCACUUAUCCACCGACUAUUCAAUCCAUUUACUCACCUCUUCAUCCACUCACCUUGCCCUCCAUUGACAUACCUUUCAACUUAUGUCUUUGCGCCCAUCCUUUCACCCAUAUAUCCAUCCACUUAUCCUUCUCACUCAUCUUCCUUUUUCCUGUCCAGCUGCCUAUUUUAUAUCCAGCCUUUCUUCCAUCUACCCAUUAUCCACCUACUUACCUUUCACACACACUGUCUUCUCUCACACCCAUCAACAUACUUCUCCCUCACUUCUACACCCAUCUUUCCUCCAUACACCUACCAAUCACUCAUAUAUUUUCCAUUCAAACAGCUUCCAUCAAUAUACCCAUUCAUCACAUUGCUAAACACCCUUAGUCCAAUCCAAUUUACUUCUUCACCCAGCCAUUCAUCCACCCAUCCAAGUCCAUGCAUUCAUACACCCAAAGAUUCAUGCUACCCUCACCCAUUCUUCUUCCUACUCAUCCAACCAUCUUCCCAUUCAUCAUGAGCUAUCUAUCCAUCCAUAUAUCUAUUUACUAACUUCUCCACCUACCUUUCUUAUCCAACAGAAUGUACUGAGUGCUUAUUCUGGGCCUAUUUAUAUUCUAAGCCCUAGGUUCUAGACACAGACCUGUUCAAUGGGGCUCAGAGUUUAUUUGGGGAAACAAACAUGAAAUUCAGUAAUUAAGUUAGAGGCACAGGGAACAACAUAGAAAGCCAGUGGCAGGAAGUCAGCAUGUGACAAGUCUUGGUCUGAUGAACAAUCAGGAACUUCCAGGUGGAAGGCCAUCUACCUUGGUGUUUUUUGGAGUCUCUGAUUCUGAGCACAGGUGGGUCCUAGAACAGAAGUGUGGCUGAGGCAGAGGCAGAGCACUAUGACCAUCAGUGGGAGGAGAUACUGUGUGGUCCUUGGACCUGCCAUAUACCCUCCAGGACUUGUGAGUAAUAAAUCUUGUUCUUCAAAGUUCUGUUAAAAAACGAAUUCAACUAAGUACAUUUGAAGAUUGAAUUGACUUUAUUAGGUAAUUGAUGAAUCAGGCAGCAUCCCAUCUAACAACUAGAAGGGUGCUCUGAGGGGUUGCACAAAAUGGAAGGUUUUAUAGGAAGAAGAGUGGGGCAAGGAAACUAUAAGCAAAAGAAAAGAAAGGAUUACUUUUAGGCCAGGGCAUCUUUUUUUGAAGGGAAGAGAACCAAGGUCUUAUCAUGCAGACUACUUCUUGGGGUAGUGGUGGUGGGUAGAGAAUGGAGAGGGCCCACAUGACAGGCUACCGCAUUGGUGCCAACCAGAGAAUUCCAGACUGAGUGAUUAAUAUUGCAUUUCUGAUGUAGGUCAAAACUGCAAUUAGGUUAGGUAUUAAAUCUGGGCUUGUUAUAAUGGGCUUUAGCAUAAGUGAUGCCAUUUGGGGCCUGUGGUUUUUCUCUUUAACAGUCCCCUAAUGGUUUUGCAGAGAUGAGUCCUUCAGUCAUCAUAAGAACCCCCAGGGCUGGUCCAGGCGCAACAUUGGCCCCUGUGGUGGUGCAAGGCUGUCUGUGGGGCUCUCUAUACAUAAAUAGAAGCUACGUGAAUGCCUCGGGCAUUCCUAGCCAAGAACGUCAUGAUCAACAGGCUGAGACCCACCCAACACAUUCCCACAGGGGCUCUGUCUGUGAUCCUAAAUUUUGGGAUCAUAGAGUCAGUCAUUGAUGAUAGGGUUGGUUUUUGUCUGGCUUCUCCAUCAGGUAGGAGAAAUUGGAGAACAAAGCUUGGCCUAAAAGUGCAACAUCUAGCUAGGGAAGGGAAUGGGGACUCUACAGAUGACAUUUACUCUUUGAAGAAUCUCUCUUCAACAGACCAGGACUGAUUGAUUGACUGGCUGGUAUUGUGGAUUCUGUGGCCGGAGGAAAGCUGCCAAGUCCUCCAGCACCCUCUCUGUCUCUCUUCCGUAGCUCUUCCACUAGCCCGGUUAGAAAUAGCAAUUCUGCUGUGUUAUUGACCUUUAUUGAGUUGUAGUCUCUCAGGCAGGUCUCCUCACUUCACAGUUUCUCCUCAGACAACAGGGAGUUUGCUCUCGAUGUUGAAUGCUCCCUGUAAGCUCUGAUAUCCUCUCCAGCUCUCAGAACAACACAACCUUCACAAACACUAUCUGCAAACUCUGCUAUCAGCCUGCUUCCUCCUCCCUGCCCCACUCUGUGGCAACAUCUUUACCCUUUGGUCUUAGUCAAGGGAUAUGAGUGACCUAAAAAGAGAAGAGAGGAUGGGAGGAAAGUGUGAGAGAAAGUGAGAGAGAGAGAGACAUAGAGACCAUAGGAGACUCACAGAAGCAAAGAGAUACCAAGAGAACAACAGACACACAUUGAUCAGAGACAAAAACAAACAAACAAAUAAACAAAAACUGGUGUGCCACUUAGUGUGCAGGUGAAAAGGAAAGUGAAUGGAGAAUGAGGACAUUCUACAAUUCUCAAAGUUAUCAAGAUGGAGACUCCUGAUGGUGGCAUUCAUUCCUAAGGUAGCCUGGAAAGUGAAAUAAGAUUUGCCUGCUUCCCCUGGUUGACCAGAAGGCCUACCCCAGUCGAGGGGGCUAUGGAUCAAGAGUCAUUCAAUAAGAGACCCUUGCCUAGGAGUGUGGGCUGUAGAUGCCAGCUAGUCACAUUGAUAAUCUCAGGAACUUGGCGUUCCCAUGAGGAGAGGGGGUGGCUGGCUUGACUCCAGCUCUUGUAUCCGAGAUACUGACUACUGAAGGACUAGGGUGGACAAAGACAGCCAGACAUUUUCAUGCUCUGGAACCACUGGAGAGGUCAGAUUUCCUUCAGAAUGGAGUCUUCUGGACUUUUGAGCAUCCUGGUGCUAUCCAUCCUUCUAGUGAAUGUCCAGGGAUAUGGUCUCACUGACUGGCUCUUUCCCAGGAGAUGCCCCAGAGUCCAAGAGAACUGUGCAUUCAGAGAAAGGGAUGAAUGUACGAGGGACAGACAGUGCCCGAACCACCAGAAGUGUUGCGUCUUCAGCUGUGGGAAAAAAUGUGUAAACCUCCAGAAAGACAUAUGCAGCAUGCCCACAGAACCUGGUCCCUGCAUGGCUUUUCUCCGUCGUUGGUGGUAUAACAAGACCAGUAAUUCGUGCUCCAUCUUCAUCUACGGUGGCUGCAAAGGAAACAAUAACAACUUCCAAUCCCAAGCCAUAUGCGAGAACUUCUGUCCCCCAAAAAAGAUGGUUACAUCCUUGACAGACCAGGUGCAGACAGAACCAACUCUGACCAGGAGGCUCUAAUUCCUCAAUUAUGAGGACAUACCGAAACAACCACCAGGAUUUGGCUCGUGAUUCAAGGCUCUGUCCAUGUUCCUGACAGAUGCUCCAGGCUGGCUUCCACUCAUCCACUCCCAGCGUUCCAAGGCCUCAGCUCCUCACAAAACUGAACCCCAGGAUCUGUCUCCACUUCCUCCAUCUCAGCCUCUUUUUUGACAUAACAUCCCUCUGUUUUGAUCCCAUCUCUAUGCUUCUUUCCUUUCUGUCCAAAUUCUAGAACCCCUUGCUUAUACCUAGGUGAAGCUCCCCCUUUUGCCCCCUAAUAAAGCACUUUGUUUAGU
This is a messenger RNA of Vicugna pacos (alpaca), 4709 nucleotides long. RefSeq names its product eppin-like. Gene Ontology annotation, molecular function: serine-type endopeptidase inhibitor activity. Gene Ontology annotation, biological process: negative regulation of peptidase activity. Gene Ontology annotation, cellular component: extracellular region. The record is from RefSeq and is a predicted model, not a curated record. NCBI's taxonomy places the organism in Eukaryota, Metazoa, Chordata, Mammalia, Artiodactyla, Camelidae.